UGUAGAGUAGCUUCCCUUGGAUAUCUCUAAGGACGCUUCCGGAAUGCUCUGAGGUCGAGUUAGUUUUUAAUGUUUCAAGUUUAGUUUUCUUUUUAACGACAUAUUUCUAUUCUGAAUUUAGUAACAAGAUGUCGACUCCGUCUCAUGAUGACAAUGACUUUGACUUUGAUAAAUUGGAACGUGAACUGAAUGCAGCUGUGAUUGCUGAUGAACAGUACAAUCGGGAGAACGACGCCAAAUUCCGAGCUGUACAUCAAAGAGUGGCAACAUAUGAAGAGUUCAAAGACAUAGUUGCAGCGUCCCAUCUGAAACCUCUGGACAAGGGUGAUAAAAUUAACAGUCACUUUAAACAGCCGUGGAACAUGCUCGCGUCACAGGGGAAAACCGACACUCUCACCAACUCUACACCUCUCACACAGAGCAAAGAACUGAGGAUUCCGGAGACAUCACUAGUGUUCAUUCGAGAAUGGCGUCACGUACACAAGACCGUCACCGAGAGAUACGACUUUCUUCUCGCCAUCGGAGCGACGAGACUAGUGGACAUUUUCAGAGGAGAAAUCGGUUUUGGAUUACUUGGUGAUUUCCUGUUGGUGCUGUUGAACGGUACAGAAAGUGAUUCAUCGCAGGUCGUCGAAAUACUCGAGCAAUUGAGCACAACCAACAGAUUUUCAUUGACCGUGCAGUUUUUGAGUAAAACAGAAAAAGAUGAGUGUCGGAAACUGCUUGCAAAAUUAAAAGCUGACAAUGCAGAUUCUGUCGACAUUUUGGACAAGAUUGAAAAGUUGAAGGUUAUUUAUGAAGUUAAAGAAUAAAAAAAAUAUUUUAAUA
This is a messenger RNA of Gigantopelta aegis, 828 nucleotides long. RefSeq names its product coiled-coil domain-containing protein 103-like. Gene Ontology annotation, cellular component: outer dynein arm. The record is from RefSeq and is a predicted model, not a curated record. Gene Ontology annotation, biological process: epithelial cilium movement involved in extracellular fluid movement; inner dynein arm assembly; determination of left/right symmetry. NCBI's taxonomy places the organism in Eukaryota, Metazoa, Mollusca, Gastropoda, Neomphalida, Peltospiridae.